AUGGCAGACAGUUUUUCGCUUAAUGAUGCCGUGUCUGGGUCUGGAAACCCUAACCCUCAAGGAUGGCCUGCUGCAUGGGGGAACCAGCCUGCAGGGCCAGGAGGUUACCCAGGAGCUGCUUAUCCUGGGACCUACCCUGGGCAGGCACCUCCUGCAACUUAUCCUGGCCAGGCACCUCCUGGGGCUUAUCCUGGCGCACCUGGAGCUUAUCCUGGCCCAACCGCACCUGGAGCCUACCCAGGGCAACCAAGUGGACCUGGGACUUACCCACCUGGACAGCCAAGUGCUCCCGGGGCCUACCCUGCUGCCGGUCCCUUUGGUACCCCGGCAGGACCACUGACUGUACCUUAUGACCUGCCUUUCCCAGGAGGAGUCAUGCCUCGCAUGCUGAUAACAAUUCUGGGCACAGUAAAACCCAAUGCAAACAGAAUUGCUUUAGAUUUCAAGAGAGGGAAUGAUGUUGCCUUCCACUUUAACCCACGCUUCAAUGAGGACAACAAGAGAGUCAUUGUUUGCAAUACAAAGCAGGAUAACGUCUGGGGAAAGGAAGAAAGACAGAGUGUUUUCCCGUUUGAAAGCGGCAAACCAUUCAAAAUACAAGUACUGGCUGAGGCUGACCACUUCAAGGUUGCAGUCAAUGAUGCUCAUUUGCUGCAGUACAAUCACCGGAUGAAAAAUCUUAAUGAAAUCAAUAAACUGGGAAUUUCUGGUGAUAUAGACCUCACCAGUGCUACACAUGCUAUGAUAUAA
This is a messenger RNA of Elephantulus edwardii (Cape elephant shrew), 750 nucleotides long. RefSeq names its product lectin, galactoside-binding, soluble, 3 (gene LGALS3). Gene Ontology annotation, molecular function: laminin binding; IgE binding; carbohydrate binding. Lineage: Eukaryota; Metazoa; Chordata; Mammalia; Macroscelidea; Macroscelididae. The record is from RefSeq and is a predicted model, not a curated record. The transcript has 6 exons. Gene Ontology annotation, cellular component: nucleus; immunological synapse. Gene Ontology annotation, biological process: eosinophil chemotaxis; macrophage chemotaxis; negative regulation of extrinsic apoptotic signaling pathway. The coding region runs from base 1 to 750 and encodes 249 amino acids.